Messenger RNA from Sclerotinia sclerotiorum 1980 UF-70, 2109 nucleotides. RefSeq lists its product as hypothetical. Gene Ontology annotation, biological process: mRNA processing. Bases 1 to 2109 code for a protein of 702 amino acids. The record is from RefSeq and is a predicted model, not a curated record. The transcript has 2 exons. Gene Ontology annotation, molecular function: mRNA binding. Gene Ontology annotation, cellular component: exon-exon junction complex. NCBI's taxonomy places the organism in Eukaryota, Fungi, Ascomycota, Leotiomycetes, Helotiales, Sclerotiniaceae.
AUGGGUGCCCGCCAACGCAGAGAUUUGGUUGUGAGAAGAAGGCGGGUUGAGGACGAGGGCGAUGAUGAAGGAGCUCAAGAUAUUACUGAAAUGGAUGAUGACUCUCUAUCUGAAGGUUCAAUAAUCAGUGACGAUGAAGAUGUACAUGAGGACGAUGAACCUGUCAAUGGCGACAUCACAACUAAUGAGGUACCUCAAUCAACCAAGAUGAAUGGAAAUAGAUCAACUGGGCAGAAUGGUGGACAAACAAAAGCUAGCAAUGGUACUACUGAAGCUUCAAAGUUCACAAAUGGAGCCAAUGAUAUGGAAAUGAUGGUGAAUGGGCCCAAAACCUCUGAACCGGUAGAAACUGUACAAUUCGAGGACUUUCGAGAAGACGAGACGAAAGAUACCCCUUCACCGGCUAUUGUCACAUCUACUGCUCAAAUGGAUCGAUCACAAGAACAACCUCAUGAAAGGCGAAGGAGAGAACAUGAAGAAUACAAGAAAAAGAGAGAUGCGGAUCCUGCGUUUGUGCCAAAUAGAGGAGCAUUCUUUAUGCACGAUCAUCGUCAUGCUGGUCCUGCGGCGAAUGGUUUUCGGCCAUUUGGCAGGGGCAGAGGUGGUCGGGGCCGGCCCGGAAUUGGGGGGCCUAAUAUCUCACAACCUUUGGAACCUACCGAUGUUCAAUGGGCACACGAUAUGCACGAAAUAAUAACUGAACCCGUACCAUCAUCUACAAAUGGAGCUUCAAAUGGAUCCCAAAGACCAGCACCAGCUUCGAAAUCUGCACCGCUCAAUCGAUCACUUUCGACUACGAAGCACAUUGGAAAUGUACAAAUUCGUGUAUUCUUUGCAGAUAUGGAAAAACCUGUUGUAUUUCCUGGAAUUCCAGUGAAGCAAUAUACGCGUCUGCCUGAUCACCGACCGCCGCUUCGUCGAGAUAAACCAGUUCGAAUAUCCCUACCUGAUCAUCCACCACGUUACAUAUUCCCUGCUGUCGAUAGAUCAUUUAUAUUCAUCCCAAGAGCUAUGCGACCUAAUCAACAGGGAUUUGGUGGACGUGGCAGAGGUAGAGCUGGCCUUGGAUCUGUGGGUGGUUUUUCGAGACGUACAAGUGUUUUUGGUGGAAGCAUUUAUGGAGGAACAUAUACUCCAAGCGUUGCCAUGAGUCGUCGCUCGUCUCUUGCACGAGAAGUCAAUCGAGAAACACUUGUCUCACCCAGUGGUUCAACGAUGUCAAGGCCACAAAUCUCGAUGGAUUCAUCAAGACCUGUUGUAAAAUUACCACCAUCAAGUCAAGCUGCACAAUCUCAACAAACCCAGGCUCCUGAGUCUGGAAUAAUUGAUUCAUCUCCACAAGCAUCUUCUCUCGAUAAUGUUCCACGCCCUCAAACUUAUCCCCUUCCACAAAAACCAGCUCUUCGGGAAAAUCGCCCAAAUGCAAUUCCCAUGCAUCAACCUCGGCCUCAAAAGACCGUGUCUGUGGCCGACAUCGAAUCACCCGCAUCUAUGUCAUUCAAUCCUCCUCAGCAAACCCAACAACCAUUCCAUCAACAAGUUCCCAUUCAAAUCAAUGGUAACAGUUACUCGCACGAUAAUACUCAACAUACCCGGCAACCAUCUUACCCCAGUCAAGCUUCGACUGGUACACCGUUGUCACAAAUUCCAGAGAGAGCUAUUCACGCACCAGCUUUUCAACCUAACCCUUACCAACAACAAGCUUCCAACUUUUAUCCCCAAACUUAUCCUGUCUUGCAGCCUCCUCAAGGAUAUUAUUACCCCCAAACCUUUAAUGCACCUAUGACUUCUGCAGCUGGUGCAGCUCCUUUUGUACCUACACAACAGCAGCCACAACAAACAUAUAAUCAAGCCGCACCACAGACUACUGAAAGCUCGGCAACACAAGCACCUCAAAACUUGGUUGCCCAAGAAGUCAAUGGAAUGGUGUAUUACUAUGAUGCCGCACAAAUCCCAGCUGUUCCAACUUUCCCAGGCGGCUAUCAACAAACUCAACAGUAUCCUAUGCAACAAGUAGGGGGUGUAGUAGGAAUGGGCGGAAUGAUGACACCAAGUCCAGAUGGCUUUUAUUAUCCACAGCAACAAGGCGUAGUCUACUAUACGCAGUAA